AUAUUUUAAUAUUUAAAUACAAAAAAAAUGCAUAUUUUCAUAAUUACAUAAUUUUAAAAAUUGUCCCCGACUAAAUUCAUCAUUAAGCUGGCUCGAUUCGUUUAACAUUAUAUCUACGUAAAUAAAAAGUAUUUGAAAGAGUAAUAUUUACUUGUAAGUUGAUCGCGCCAGUCAGCGCCGAACGGUGACAGCGAGUACUCGUGCGUGGACAUAUUUUUGCAGAAAAAUACGAUUGCAAGUUGACUUCUGGCGUUUGUAACGUACAUAUUUUCAAAAUGGCAAAACAAAAAUUACAAACAAGAGAAGAAAGACUAAGAAAAAAAAGACUAGCGGAGAAGAGAAGAUAUGAAAGAAUAAAGAAUAAUGCAGAAUUAUGGAAAGAAAAACAAGAAAAGAAUAGACAAAACUAUAUACGCAGGAAAGAAGAAAAAAAACAACUACCGAUAGCAGAAAUGAAUCCCAGACAACAAAGGUUACAGAGGAAGAGAUGGAGAAAAAAUUACAAGGCAUAUUACCAAAGAAAGAAACAAGAAAAAUUAACAGCGGCAAUGCUAGACGAAAACACACCACCACAAAGUCCUAGCAUUUUGCCCUAUAAUGAAGCUUUCCAUGAUAAUCUUCCAAGUUUAAAUAAUCAGGUUGUAAAUAGAGAGGAGUCACCUACGCCAGGACCAUCCCGGAUUUUACGCAGUGCUACAAUUCUUCAGAACCAUGCUUAUUCCCCUACUUCACGAGGAACUACACCGAAUACAGAGGCUCCUUCCUGUUCUUCACCUGUGCCUUCUGUUGUAAGACGUCUCCGCUAUCAAAAAGAUAAAGAAAUAAAUAAUCUUAAACGAAUAAUACUAGACAUGAAGCGAAAAAAUGAACGUUAUAAGAAAAAACUGCAAAGAUUAGCAUUGAAUUAUAAAGGACCCUCAGUAGAUAACAAAAUCAGACCUAAAAAUCAAAAUACAACACUUGACCCUAAAAUAAAACGCCUAGUGCGAAAGUCAAAUAAGAUACCAAAUCAUCAUACAAAUUCUUUGCCUGAACUACUUAGAAAAGAAGUUGAAAUAUUUUAUGAAGACGAUGAAAAUAGUAGACUUUGCUCCGGAAAGAAAGAAUUUAUUACAAGAAACAAGAUACGUAAACAAAAGCGAUAUCUCAAUGACAGUCUUCUUAAUCUGCAUAAAAAGUUCCUGAAAAAGUCAAAUUUAAUUAUUAGCUAUUCAGCGUUCUGCAAGUUAAGGCCAUUUUGGGUGAUCAUACCUGAUUUUAGAUCAAGAGAUACCUGUUUAUGCAAAUUGCAUGUUAACAUGGAUUUAGUCAUCCAGGGAUUGUACCAGAGGAAGAUACUGGUCACCAAAACUUCCCAAGAUCUUCUCUCUCUGCUAUGUUGCGAUGUAUAUAAUGAAGAUUGUUUACAUCGAACAUGUUUUGCUUGCAAGGAAAGGACAGUCCCCUAUCAGGAAUUUGAUAAUUCCAUCGAAAUAACAUACUGGCAGUGGGAGACUAAACCAUACACGAUCGAAGCUACGGGAAGAAAAGUAAGAUCAACUGAGAAAAUUAAAAAAAGAGAGGAACCUAAGAUUUGCAUUGAAAAAUUUGAGUCAACAUUGAAUGAAUAUUUCGUGCAUUGUGGUAAUGUAGUUGCUCAACAAAAGGCUUUCAAAUAUUUAAAAGAAAAUCUUCAAGAGGGUGAGUGUAUAAUUCAUGUUGACUUUAGCGAAAAUUAUGCAGUUAAGUGCAAUGAAGAAAUACAGUCCUAUCAUUUCGGUGGAAGCCGUAAACAAUUAACUCUACACACUUCGGUAAUAUAUUUUUUAGACGAUGAGAAGAUACAGCAAGUACAGUCUUUUUGUACCGUGAGUGAAUGCCUUCGUCAUGACAUUUCUGCAGUGUGGGCUCACAUCGUACCAGUCCUCCAAUACAUAGGUGAAAAAAAGAGAGACAUUCAUACUAUACAUUUCAUUUCCGAUUCUCCGUCUAGUCAGUAUCGUAAUAAAAAAAUAUUUCACCUAAUUGCCUGUUUGCAUAUCUAUCUAAGCUCCAUUAAAAUCAUUACAUGGAACUACAGCGAAUCUGGUCAUGGGAAGGGUGCCCCAGAUGGGAUUGGCGCUGUUAUGAAAAGAACUGCGGAUCGCGCUGUUUCCCAAGGGCAGGAUAUAAAAGAUAUGCAGGAUUUUGUAAAUGUAAUGGAGCAAAACCUCAAGAAAGUAAAAUUGAGAACCGUUUCUGAGUAUGACGUAUGUGAAAAAGACUUCCUUUUUCCACAAAAUGUGAAAGCUUUUCCAGGUUGCCUGAAAAUGCACCAAAUAGUCUGGAAUUUCGAGUCUCCUAUAGUUGCCGUUCGAAAACUGAGCUGUAUAGAUCAAAACUGUCUGCAUCAGACUGUCAAUUGCAACCACAAAAAGCACCUUGGCUUUUAUCAUUUGGAAGACGAAAUUCAACACAACAAUACCGAUACGGUUACACCGCUAGCUGAUUCAACACGACAACUAAGAGAAAUUGGUCAAUCCUUUUGGACAAGCAGUAAUGAACCAGAUACACAAAAUAUUAAUACGCCGAACAUAGAUCAAAGAAUUUUAGAUGAAGAACUUGAAUUCAAUAUAUCACAUAAACGUCAAAGAAAUCAUAAAGGUGUACGUAAAUCAUUGGGAAUAAAUAAUGAUAUUAAUAAAGAAUUAAUGGAAGAUAACGAGCAAAAAGAAGAUAGGAAGGAUAAUGCUGCGGAAAGAACGGAAAUGUCUCAGUAUUCUGACUUUGAUAAAAUCUCAGAGAUAACUUUUUCAAGAGAUGGAAAUAAACAUUUUAGUGUCGAUUUAGAAAAUAUCAAUCCAUAUUUAAUAGACUCCGAUGAUGAAGAAUUUAAUAUUUUUUAGUAAUUAGUUUUCUACGAUCUCAACCUUACAGUUCCUAUCGUACUGCAAAAUUAAGUCUGAUUUUGAUUAGUAAGUUUUAUUUAAUUUUAAUUAAGAGUUUGUAUUCGGUGAAGUUUAUUUUUGUUUUAAGCUAAAAUUCGUUAUUGUUUUGUGUUAUUAAAAGGUCUUAUGAAGAUUAGUUUACUAUUUCAUGUAAGCAUUAAGUAUUAAUUAUUAAGUAAGUAUUUUAUUAUAGCGUUGAAGCUAGUGUGAUUUAUCAACGACAAUUAAAGGUUUAAUGAAUGUUUCAUUUGAACGAAAGUGUUACUGUUUACAUAAUUAUAAUUAUUAUCUUGUGUCAGCCAAAGAGAGUACUUGUUAAUUAGUCAUAGGAGUUAUUAUUUCAAUAUUUGGUACAAUUUUAUAAUAAAGUUGAUUGGAAAAAAUAACGGAAUUAUCAUUAAUCUGUAUACCUCUAAUUAAUAUGGUGCGAAAUCACAUUCAUCUGCCUAUGUCAUCAUUAAUCUGGCUCAUCAAUUAAUCAGCACCUUCUAAAUUCUAAUCUACAUGAUGCAAUUCGAUGCCUUCGAUAUAUGAUAUUGCACAUAAAGCACUGGGUCAAACUAUAAUAUCAAUUUAGAUCUAAGUGCAAAAAAAAUUUGAGCCAGAUUAAUGAGUCAAAAACCCU
Molecule: messenger RNA, 3531 nt
Organism: Spodoptera litura
Lineage: Eukaryota; Metazoa; Arthropoda; Insecta; Lepidoptera; Noctuidae
Source: RefSeq, a predicted model, not a curated record